GCACCACUUGUUAAACUUUCCAUGUGUUGUGAUUUGUGCUAUCUAAGGAUAUCCAGUAUCGUAAAAUAAAUGCGAUAAAUGUUUCAGACGACCCGGUAGGCGUACAAUAAAAUGAGGUAAACUUACAAAGCCUGGAGCCAGAUUGGAAGUAUAAUUCAGGUAUACAUACGGCAUUAUUGAAAAUGUGCGACGACCGUAAAGUCAUUGGUUUUUGGAUAUCCGAAAAGAAACGUCAGAAAUUAAACUGGUCUGAGUUUGAGAGAGUAUGUGCCAAGAAUGGAUUCACAUUGAGAAUGGUUGAUCUUAACCCAAAUAUCAAGAAUCAGGGACGCGUGGAUGUUUUCGUGCAUAAAUUAACAAACACUCUUGCAAUAGCUGAACAUGGCGACCAAAAUGCAAAGACGAUCAUCUCAAGGAUACAAGAAUUCAUUAAGAAACGUUCAGAAAUGAUCGUAAUAGAUCCUCUGGAAAAUGUGAACAAUUUACAGAACAGGCAUAAGUGCUAUAAAAUAAUGAGAAACGCUCUACAACACGAUGAUGUAUUUGCACCAAAUUUCGUUGAGUUCAAAUCCACAAAUGUUGAAGAAAACCUGAGCCUUUUGAAAAGGAAAAACGUCAAAUUUCCAUUCUUGUGCAAACCUUUACUUGCACAAGGUUCAACGGAUGCACAUAAAAUGAUGGUGAUAUUCAACAAAGAUGGCCUGGAAGAUUGCCAGGUUCCUUGCGUCGCGCAAGAUUUCAUUAACCAUAAUGCCAUUUUGUACAAACUAUAUGUAGUCGGAGAUAAAUUUCACGUAGUUGAACGUCCUAGUCUGAAAAACUUUUAUACAAAAGACUGUUUGACAUCGAAUACAAUUUUCUUUAACUCUUCUGACAUUUCUAAAUGUGAUUCAAAUUCUAAAUUGUCAAUUAUAUCGGAAGAAGACAAAAAUCUUACAGUCAAACCAAAUUUUGAAACCUUUCAAUGGAUUGUCAGAACUAUUAACAAGGCUUUUGGUCUUACUUUGAUAGGAAUUGAUGUGGUUAUCGAAAACCAUACUAAAAAGUAUGCAAUAAUAGAUGUUAAUAUUUUCCCAAGCUAUGAUGGGUACCCACAUUUUUUUGAGCAGCUCAUCGAAUGCAUAAAGAAACUAAUUGAUCAAAAGGUAGCGAGACUAAAUAGUAACUCCAACUCAAACAAGUGCCUCAGCGAUGACUUAGACUCAGGUUUUGAAAGCGAUGAAAAAAGACGGAGUCUCAAGGAAUUACGACUUUCUAAUGAUACUAAGAAUAAUUCUUCGGCCAUACCGUAGUUCGUUCGCUGCACGAAGUUUUUUUUAUAGCCCAUGUACAUUUGUAUGUCAUGUACAGAACCAGGAAAAGGACUUGACACGCUACAAUUUUAAGACAAAAUGAAAACUCCGAUGAUCUAUACUUACAUACAUCAAUGAUCCGCAAAUUACAGAUAAUAUAUAAAUAUCAGUAAUACGUUUUAUAUAAACAUUGUGCUCGUGUAAAAAUUGUACAAGUUUUUAAACUUAGCACAGGUUGCCUGAUUUAUAAAAUAACGUUCCGUUCACUUAACAUUACAGAGUUCUCAGGAAAUAUUUCGCGGCAAUGACUCGUGAAACUGUAAAAUUUUUAUGAGAUUAAUAUCGUAAGCUUUGUUUUACAUACGUUGCUGAUAUGUAGUUUGAUCAAACAUAGCUUGACCAUCUACAGUUUUUUUACAUUGCAUUUUAUUUUGCACUAAUAAACUUGUGAAGUUCCUCAAAAAUGGUGCUUUUUGCAUCAGCUACAUAUUAUUGUAGUCAACAAUACAGAGUUUUUUCAACUGGUGCCAAAACUGAAUCUAUUUUAAAGUUAUUUCGCUUUGUUAAAAAGAGGGGACUUUCAUAUUAUGUCGGCGCAGUAUAGAAUUAUCACAAGAUGUAAGAAAUAUGGCCAACCAUAAAUGGAUAAUUUGAAACUUGUUUGAACCACCAUUUACAUGAACUCAAACAAUUUAUAUACAUUGAUUGUUCGAAUAACCAAUUAAUUUAUGUUGGAAAUUAAGCGAAAGGUACGAGUGCGAAUGUUUUUUUAUAUGUGUCAAAUACCAUAUUGGUAUGUUGUAUAUGAAAUUCAUGAAUCUUUGAGUCGUGCUCAGCAUUUCUCUGUUUCAGAUACGAGAAAUAGGGAACACUAUUAUUGUAUUAUAGUAUUUCGUCAUGUACUGAUAAAUUUUGAUAAUACGUACGAAUAAAUGUAAUUUAAAUGAUUUUUAAGAAUGAAAACUUAUGGAUUUGAAUAUUGUCUAUGACUCUCUUCACUAAAACUGUACACGAAAAAUACGAUCCCUUGCUCAUAAUAUGUAUAGAUUCGGGUGGCAGACAGGAAAUCACAUUGAAACGUACAGGGGCAUAGAAAAUUUGAAUGCAAAUUUUUAGGUUUCAGUAACGUUUUCUGAAACGUAAAAACAAUUUGAUAUGGGAAUUUUCUAUGGUGAAUUACACACUUGAACAUACCAAAAAUUGUUACUUUCGAAAUACAUUUUAUUGCAAGAUUCACAAUCAGUUGAAAAAUUUACAAUGAGAUAAAAAAUCGUAAACGAUUUGAUUGGGUUAACUCGGCGUCGUUUCUGAUAAUACUGUGGUACCAUUUGAAACCGUAUCUUGGGUAGCUUCUUUUUGUUUUUUCCAUGCUUUUGCAGAAGCCAAUAGUUUGAGAUUAGGCCUCUGAGACUCGUCUUCUGGAAAAA
This is a messenger RNA of Neodiprion fabricii, 2719 nucleotides long. RefSeq names its product inositol-tetrakisphosphate 1-kinase-like. The transcript has 5 exons. Lineage: Eukaryota; Metazoa; Arthropoda; Insecta; Hymenoptera; Diprionidae. The record is from RefSeq and is a predicted model, not a curated record. Bases 183 to 1292 code for a protein of 369 amino acids. Gene Ontology annotation, biological process: inositol trisphosphate metabolic process. Gene Ontology annotation, molecular function: magnesium ion binding; inositol-1,3,4-trisphosphate 6-kinase activity; ATP binding. Gene Ontology annotation, cellular component: cytoplasm.